GUUUUUCUUAUCGACAUUUGUGGUAAAUAAAAAGUGCAAAAACCGCUGCUAAAUCGGCCGAGAAGUGCAAUGAUAUAGCCGUCAUAUCUGAUAUGUCCAAGCGCAACAUAACGUACGUCAAGCCGCAAGAACCGAGUUUUCUGGCCAAGUUAAAGGCUGAAAUUGGCUACAAGGAGGGACCCACCGUAGAGACCAAGCGCCAGCGAUUGGAUCCGCAGGAUCAGGAGGAUUACGAUUCUGAGGAGGAUUCGCGGGAGGACGAACAGCCGCAGGUGGUCGUCCUUAAGCCGGGAGAUCUAUCCGCUGAAGAGGCCAAAACGGAGAAACUGUUGGCCUCCAAAGAAUUAGCCGAAAAGCGAGCGGAUCUGACGAAGCCCAUAGUCUUCAAGCAGCGUGUCAAGCAGCCCAAUAUCGAGAAAAAUAAGCCCGAAUCCGAAGCCAACAGGAAGUCCGAAAAGUCCAGCACCAAGACCUCCAAGACCAAAAAGCCCAAGGCCGCCAGUAGUAAACUGUCCUUCAACGAGGACGAGGAGGACGAGACGUCCCAGGAUUGA
Messenger RNA from Drosophila santomea, 554 nucleotides. RefSeq lists its product as uncharacterized. The coding region runs from base 93 to 554 and encodes 153 amino acids. The record is from RefSeq and is a predicted model, not a curated record. Lineage: Eukaryota; Metazoa; Arthropoda; Insecta; Diptera; Drosophilidae. The transcript is spliced from 3 exons.